ACGGCCAAAACAUCUUUUUAGUUAGGGUUUUAGCAUCCACAUACUUACCAUAUUAGAUACGCACCGUUCUUAUAUAUUGUCCCAUAGUCAUCAGCCGUAUUAUUGCUAAUUUAGGCCAACGCUUGUAAACAUCGUCAAUGGGAGACCAGGAGGAAGCGAGGCCAACCAAGAAGGCACGCGGGUCCUCGCCGCCGCCCGCCAUGGGCUCCGGUAGCCUGACGGCGUUCGCGCUCCAUAUGGCUAAGAAGCUCGCUGAGGGUGACGACACCAGGGACAGCAACAUCGCCUUCUUGCCGCUGUCGCUCUAUACCUCGCUUGGUCUGGUGGCCGCCGGAGCCUGCGGCAGAACCCUGGAUGAGCUCCUAGCCCUGUUCGGCGCCACAUCGACUGACGAGGUUGCCAGAUUCGUACAAGGCCUUACCGCUGACCCAUCUGGCUCCGGUGAGACGAUCAUCACCUACGCCUAUGGUGUGUUUCACCAGAAACACAUGAGCGCACGCCGGACUUUCUCCACACCGCCACUGAGUCCUAUAGCGCUAAAAUAUGCGCCGUCGACUUUGCUAAGGAUGCGGCCAGGGAGGAGACCAGGAAGGGGAUCAACAUGUGGGCGGCGGCGGCGACGAACAAUCUCAUCUCGGAGAUCCUGCAGGAGGGUUCAUUGACCAACCUCUUGAGGUUCGUGCUCACCAACGCCAUCUACUUCAAGGGUGCGUGGGAGAUCCGCUUUCCCAAGAAUCUCACUGAAGACCGCGAAUUCCACCGCCUUGACGGCGCUUACGUUGUUGAAGUCCCCUUCAUGACCCUGCCAGGAGAAUGCCUGCUCUUCGUCUCAUACACUACAGAAAAAUAUACUUCCGUGAUGAUACAUGUUUGUCACAGUA
Molecule: messenger RNA, 881 nt
Organism: Triticum aestivum (bread wheat)
Lineage: Eukaryota; Viridiplantae; Streptophyta; Magnoliopsida; Poales; Poaceae
Product: serpin-Z2B-like
Exons: 2
Coding region: 138-662 (174 amino acids)
Source: RefSeq, a predicted model, not a curated record